Aspergillus bombycis is the source of this 2238-nucleotide messenger RNA. RefSeq lists its product as uncharacterized. The record is from RefSeq and is a predicted model, not a curated record. Lineage: Eukaryota; Fungi; Ascomycota; Eurotiomycetes; Eurotiales; Aspergillaceae. The transcript has a single exon. Bases 1 to 2238 code for a protein of 745 amino acids. Gene Ontology annotation, cellular component: cytoplasm.
AUGACGAAACGCUCACUAAGCCCUGACCCAGUGUCCACGACACGUCGCAUCAAGCCCAUCUCCAUCGAAGAGAGACCGUUCAGAAUCAUUAAUCUUAAUGACGGUGACCUCGUACACCAAACCUGUGUUGCGGUCCAUGGCGAGUGCCAGGAUUUUGACUAUGCUGCGGAUACCAAUUGCGUGUCUGUCUCGUCUUCUAACAUGCUGAACCAGACACAGACAGUCAAUCACUGGCCGUUGCACCAAGGCCAAUGGAAGGCGCUUGUGAUGCUUACACCGGGGACCAAUACCCUCGUCUUCAAGCUACAUCACGCCGGGGGUAUUUCCGCUUCCUUGCAGAUCACAGUAACCUAUAUUCCUCUGCUACAACUGCCUCCUCUCCAUCUCGCGGUGCUUGUGGCGAAGGAUUCACCGCUGCUCAUCGAUUGCCCACCAGGCAAAUAUGGAGGCAUCUCAACUGCCCACAGCGCCAUCGACGCCGCCAUCGCUAAACUGCGGAUGUCAGCAUACAUGUGGCAGGCUCUCACAGCAGAGGACUUCCGUCAAAAGGGAUUGGGUAGACGUUCAUUUCGCCUGGAGGAGGAGUGGUCCGCCAACACAACCAUGCAAACGGGGCAUCAAGUGACCCCUGGCACUAGUAGGCAUAUGGGGGCUGUUCCAAAAGUCCACAUUAUCCGGUCGGAUAAGACGGUCGCAGAGCUCAGGGAUGCCAAUGUUGCCCAGCAGAAUCCUCGAGGGCGGGAUCGGGACGCCUUGCAUCGGUACUUCGAGGCAGCCCUUGCUAAGUCAGGGCCGCCGUUCGAGUCAAGCUGCCGUCCAGUCGUGGCCGGCUUGCUUCUGGACGCACAUUACUCUACCGAGCAAUCCAUGAUCCUGGGACAUGCCGCCUUGGGUUGCCACAAACCCAAUGGCAUCUCCCUGGGCAUCUUUGGUAGUCAUCUUACUUAUUCCUGGCCACGCUUCCUCGAGGAAGUCCCUGCCUGCCUGACAGAUACGACACUCACGGGUGAUACCGUCGGCAACGACAACGGUGAAUGCGACACCAUGCGCGGCGCGUGUUUUGUCGGCCAAGGGGCUUUUCUGCACGAGGUCGGUCAUGCUUUCGGCGCCGGACAUACGACGGGGAUCAUGGCGAGAGGGUACAGCCAAACAUGGGCGAUGAACUUCAUGGCACACGAGACAAACGGCACGAUGGAAAACGAUGCUAAGUGGGAUCUGCAAGAUGCGCUCAAGUUCAAGUUGCAGCCGCACUUCGCACUUCCUGGCGAUGAACCCAUGUCAAAGGACCUUCGCGUUGCUAGCGUCAAAUUUGAUGUUGACUUCGGCUUGAAUGACCAAGAUGUUAUGAAUAUAGAGGGGGAGCAGCCCAAGGAGAGCCUCAAGGUGUCUUGUAAGGCAGGCCUCGCGCAAGUGAAAAUUGAGAACGGGACAAACGAUCCCGUUAUCCAUGAUUUUAUAGGGGAUGCCUAUCACAAGGGUGCUUGUACACUUCUCUCCAUCGAUAAUGUUCAGGACGAGUUCGAUCACAAUGAACCGGUGAAAAUCACUGCCAUCGGUGUGAAUGGGAAGGUAGGCGUCGUCAAGGAUUUGUGGGCGAUGCUCAAAGAGAGGCCCUAUAUCAUGAUCCCGGGCAGCAAUGUCACUCUUCGCAAACAAUCCAUUCGGUCUGGGGAUUUUGCUGCAAACAGCAAUGAGGACAAGUUUAUCAAAUGGGCUAUGCUCCUUCACCGCCGCGGCCAAGAUGGCAAAUUGCAUCGUGCGACCUCGAUCGACCUUCGGGUGGGAUGUACUAUGGAUGGGGCAAUCGUGUACUACGCUGAUGGGUCGCAAUCGAAUUGUGGUCCCGGCCAUCCUCAUCGAUUUGGUGGACACGCGUCAGAACGCCAUGAGAUCCCCGUCGGGGAGACCAUCACCAAAGUCAGGAUAUGCCGGAAUGAUGACGGAUGGGGGAGCUUGUCAGGCGUCCGAAUGGCUCUGAGCAAUGGAGAUGAGUGGGGUCAUCUCAACCGCUAUGACGGCGACAGCGACAGUGACGAUGAGGAGGAUGGGGAGGAUGGGGAAGACGAUGAGUCGGUUUUGACUCUCGAGCCAGCCGAGGAUGAGGUCGUUGUCGGCUUUUACGGCCAGAGUGACUCGACUCGUGGUUACACCUUCGAGUUCGGAAUUUUGACAGCUCCUCUGGGGGUGGAUCUGCCAGAGAACGUUUAUGAUUUGCCGGAAUUCAGGAAUAACGAAUGA